Molecule: messenger RNA, 840 nt
Organism: Histoplasma mississippiense
Lineage: Eukaryota; Fungi; Ascomycota; Eurotiomycetes; Onygenales; Ajellomycetaceae
Exons: 1
Coding region: 1-840 (279 amino acids)
Cellular component (GO): cytoplasm
Molecular function (GO): gluconokinase activity
Source: RefSeq, a predicted model, not a curated record
AUGCUCUCUGCACAAGAUACAAACCGGCGUGUAUACAUGCACCCUACACCAGCUACUAGUAUACCCCUUACCCUUCAUCCACGACAUACCCCUAUCUCACGAUGCAACUCUAAUUCCAAUGUUCCCUAUCCAAGUCAACGAGCCACGGAGCAAGCCAUGAGAACACAAAACCACGAUUUACAGCAUAUUUGGAUCAUCACAGGCCCUGCAGGCUGUGGGAAAACGACAGUCGCCAAAAGCUUGAGUAAGAAGCUGCAAGUGGAAUAUAUUGAAGGUGACGACGUCAGUAACUACACCCUCUUCUUCCCUAGUCUCACCACCUCAAAAGGAUGUCGCUUCACAGCAUAUGCCUGGAGGUACUGCAAAGGAUAUAGUUCCGGAAAACUAACAGUACUAAAACCAAAGUACCACCCAGAAAGCAACAAGCAGAAGAUGAGAAAUAACAACCCGCUGGACGAUGGGGACCGGUGGGACUGGCUAAUCGCACUGCGCGACGCCGCUAUAGAGUCGCUUCAACGACACUCAGCCGUCGUGAUGACAUGUUCCGCGUUAAAGAGGAAGUAUCGUGACGUCAUGCGGGUCGCAGCCUACAACCACCCCACGGUCCAAAUCCACUUUAUCUACCUCGACGCCGAAGAGGACGUGCUUGUCCGGCGAGUUACGGCGCGGAAGGGUCAUUACAUGCCGCCUACGAUGGUCCAUUCGCAGUUCCAAGCUCUGGAAAAACCAUUGUCGGGCUCGGAGGGGGAUGCGAUAACCGUGUCGUGCGACGCCAAGCCGAAUGUGGUGCAGGAUCGUGUGAAUCGCGAGGUAGACCAAAUUAUGGAGCAACAUAAAUAA